CCCGGAUGAGGUUGAGUCACCGGCGUUGUUGACGUCACUCGAGCUCUGAAAAUGGCUGAGUCGGAAGAGGAGGUGGAUGUCUUGGUCCAGAGAGUUGUGAAAGAUAUCAAUAACGCCUUUAAAAGAAACCCGAACAUUGAUGAAAUCGGCCUCAUUCCGUGCCCCGAAGCCCGGUACAACAGAAGCCCCAUCGUCCUGGUGGAGAAUAAGCUGGGAGUGGAGAGCUGGUGUGUCAAGUUUCUGCUGCCCUAUGUGCAUAAUAAACUCCUGCUGUACAGGCAGAGAAAGCAGUGGCUCGAUCGGGAAGCACUGGUAGAUAUAACCUGCACAUUGCUUCUCUUAAACCCAGAUUUCACCACUGCGUGGAAUGUCAGGAAAGAGCUCCUGCAGUGUGGCGUGUUAAACCCAAAGAAAGACCUUUACCUGGUUAAACUAGCACUUUCUAAGCAUCCUAAAAGCCCAGAGACAUGGAUACACAGGCGCUGGGUGUUGCAGUGGCUGCAGAAAGAGGGCUCUCCCUCUGAACAAGAACUGAAGGAUCAUGCUGAACCCAGAGAAGAUGCUGUGAGGAGACCAUGUGAGAGGCUGCAGAGAGCCUUGCAGGAGGAAAUGAGGCUCUGUGCAGACGCAGCCGGUCGUUACCCCAGCAACUAUAAUGCCUGGUCCCAUCGCAUCUGGGUAUUGCAAAACAUGGCUAAAGGCAAUGUAAAGGUUCUGCAUGAUGAGCUGUCCUCCACCCGACUGUGGGUGUCCAUGCACGUGUCCGAUCACAGCGGCUUCCACUACCGUCAACACCUGCUCAAGGCCCUGGCCAGGGAGCUGAGCCAGCUCGGAGAGACGGAGCUGCACCACACCCAGCAGCCUAACGGAGAGAGCACAGCGGGUGCGUCUGAUUACAAUCACCAUAAUGACGUCAUCCCUCAGCUCUUCCACGAGGAGAUGGAGCUCUGCACUGAUCUCAUCGAGUCCUAUCCAGGCCACGAGACGCUGUGGUGCCACAGGCGUCACGUCUUCUACCUGUGGCAGCAGUGGCGGCGGGAGCACCUGCAGGGGGCAGAGUCACAAUCUCCACCUCUCACCCACACCGAUGUCCUCCUCAGCGAGGAGCCCUGUGAUGACAGCAGCGCCUCCCAGACCAUGGAUGUUGACUGUGUUGUUGAUGGGAACAAACACGGAAGCUACACGCAGGACACCAAACGACUAAAGCGGGGACCACUGCUUCCCCACCCCGCACUUCCCUCCGAGCACACAUUUGUCUCUAGAAUCCUCACGGGCUGCCGGAGCACCGAGCAAAACCGCUUUGCUAUUGCCUACAGGAAGUGGCUGGACUCCGUUAUAGGUCAGUAGAGUGAGAAAUGCUCUGCCCACCAUGAUGUGGGAGAACUGUGAAAGGUCAACUUAUUUCUGGCUCCAACCGCCCACCCCAGGUUCUCUGAAAACCGCUGGACCUGGCCGGUUUGUCAGAGCUACUCUGCCAGAGCAAAUUCCCGCUCCUGAUGAAAACCCAUGGCCUGUCUCGGCAGUCUAAGCCUGGUCAGUUUCAGCUGCUUUAGUUCAGGUACUGGAUAUCUCAGGUCUGGUUUCAGUGUGCAAUCCUCUUUUAUCUAUCUAAACUUUUUUUUCAUAUAGUUUUGUUUUUUAUGUUGUCUUCCACCACAAAUCAAUUACAGUAUGCUAUCAUCA
Molecule: messenger RNA, 1683 nt
Organism: Carassius carassius (crucian carp)
Lineage: Eukaryota; Metazoa; Chordata; Actinopteri; Cypriniformes; Cyprinidae
Product: protein prenyltransferase alpha subunit repeat-containing protein 1-like
Exons: 7
Coding region: 52-1347 (431 amino acids)
Biological process (GO): protein prenylation
Cellular component (GO): cytoplasm
Molecular function (GO): protein prenyltransferase activity
Source: RefSeq, a predicted model, not a curated record